Messenger RNA from Coregonus sp. 'balchen', 7507 nucleotides. The record is from the annotation of a GenBank genome assembly. NCBI's taxonomy places the organism in Eukaryota, Metazoa, Chordata, Actinopteri, Salmoniformes, Salmonidae.
AUGAGUGUGUUUGUCUGUGCGUUGGCAUUGUCUCCGGAAGGCAGCCAGUCCAUGGCCCCCUGCUGUGGGCUCUUACUGGUGGGUGGAAUCCCCUCUUGGAGCUGCCUCGUGCUGAAAGCAGCUGCCUCGCCCCAUCUCUCCACUCACCUGGGGAGUGGUGCCAGGCAGGUAGGGGUGGGGGUGCAGGCACACCCCGAUCUCCCCUCCAGCCUUGCCAAGGUGGGAUUGGGCACAGUGACUGGUGCGAACUCCCAAAGACACACUGGACUGUGGACUGCACCAGAAACGGAGGGAGUGUGUACAUACAGUACAUCUGCCUACAAAUAUUGUGCACACACACACACCUGUACUGUAUGAAGGUGCUUGGCAGAGCAGACAUGACAGUGUGGGCCCUGAUGGCCAGGGUGAGCAUGGAGGGGCUAUGAUGGGAGACUCUCUCCACACACAGCGCCUGUCUGCCUGCAUGAGUGCUGUGGGACUGUAUCAUUAACCACAACCCAGCACAUCCAGGCAGCUCUGCAUGAGUGCGCUUCGGAAGCACACUUAAUUUCUGCUAACCUUUUGUAAGCUACGCUUGUUUAGUCUUAAAUUCUACUUGUGAAGCAGCGGAAAUGGGAGGAAGAAGGUGACAGGGAGUGGGGAGCCGCUCAGCAGUUGGCUGUGUUGGCUAAUUAUUGUCAACCCACAUUGAGGAGUAUGAGAAGAGAAGUCUUUGUAAAAGGCACUUUGAUAUUGAACACAUAUCCACAGGCCAACGGAUAUAUUGGCGUUAACGGCGUAGUUCUAUUUUAGUGUCCUAACUUUCCGAAGGGUGCUGUCAGAUUAGUGUCAGCGAGAUGAGCGGUAAGAAUUGCUGUGAACCAAUGAGAUUCUCUCCAGGACACAAGGUGUUUCAUGCGAGGAGUACAGCUCCCCUUUGGCCCAAAGCUGCAGCCUGCCUGCCUUGGAUGCUAUUUAUUUGGUGCUAGAGCAGCGCUGUUCUACAUUUGUGAUUCACUUUGUCUUUUCCACUGUGGACUUACUGUUGUCUGUUUCCAUUAAUGGCUACAAGUGCGUUGCUCCACUUGGACUUGCCAGGCACUUGUGUGGCGAGAUUUUUUUGUAACUAUCACACAGCCACAGUGGCUCUGGGCUUCUGUUGAAAGUCAACUAGCUCAUGAAAGCAGGCAAUGCCUGAAAUAAAUAUCUACAGAUGUCAGGAAAAUAUUGAGUCAAAGUAAAUCUGGUAUUAAUGACGCUAUCAGAUGUUUUUUAAAAUAAAAAUCACAUCUAAAAGCCAGUUGUCAAGACAUUAUUUUGACUUGUAUCUGUACCAAUUUAAUAUGUACUGGGUAGAAUUCUGUAUUGUAAAAAUGCUCUUCUUUCUUGUUUUACAGGGCAGAGUCUAGGCUAUGGGUUUGUCAACUACAUCGACCCAAAGGAUGCAGAGAAAGCCAUCAACACAUUAAACGGACUCAGACUUCAAACCAAAACGAUUAAGGUAAGUCCGUUUGGAAAACACCUUCUGUACACUGAAUAUCAAUUCACCCAGCGUCCAUGUGAUAAGGACUGCACUGCUUCAGUUCCCAUGUAGAUUGUUGGAAUCAUUUGCAUACAUGCAGAGAGAGAGCGAAUUCAAAUGAAUGGGUGGCUGAAUCAAAGAGUCAGACGCAUUAAAAGCCGUGAGGUAUAACUGAUAUGCUAAUUAAUUUAUAAAUGUCAAAAUGAAGGUGAAAUUAGAACGAUUUUCAGACGGAGUAAGGAAAACACAUUUAUUACAUGCUGCCUAAAGUUAGAGGACUCAAAUUGAUAUUGCAUUGGUUGGGACGUCAAAUAAAGAUGAAGGGUAAAUGUGUAAGUAUAAUUUAAUUAGUGGUAUGGUUGUAUUAGUGUACUCAACAUCCAUUUUAUAUAGUAGGCCUACUUUAUCUCUACUUGUUGAGCAGAAAAACUAUAUCCUCUCAUAUAGCUCCGUUAUGCUGUUCGCUUUAAGCCAUACUGUAAUCUGCUCUGCUACCAUAAUCCAAGCCCUCUCAGUAACAUAUUUCUAAAUCUAAUCAGAUCGGAUUACCCUGCCGAGCUGAAUGGGGAAAAGCCCAUACAGAAUCCCCAAUCCCUCGACAGCCUUGAACAUGAUAAGUCAACUUUGUGAAGGGAAGCAGCCACACCAGAUCAACACAGCCCGGCCUGUUUUCAAUCCAGCACAGUGCUUUGAAGUGGGCUCUGAGAGGCAAGGUCGUGGGAGACAGCCAACCAGAGCUGUGUGAGUGUGUAUAUGCCUCCGCGUAUCCAUGUGCGUGUCAGUGUGACGCAGUCAGCAUGACCCACAGUUACUCCAGCGCAGGUCUCACCCACUGAGCGUAGCUGACAGGAGUUAGGAUGAGUCACAGGGUCCGUGUGUGUAAUGUCCCUCUGCCACUCUCCCUCACUAAUGAACUCUGCUGAGAUGGGGCACCAGAGGGCCAAGCUAGCACCCAGGCCCCCAACCCACACUACUGUAGCAGUGACGCUCCCCAGUCCUCCCCAGUCCUCCCCAGUCCCCAAUGCACCAGGCAUGUUUUUAGGAAGCCAGCUCACUUAGGAAUCACCAGCGUGCCAUGGCCAGUCCCCUUGGGCUAGAGAGAAGAGCCUUCUUGAUGACGCUGUCAAAAACCAUAACAUAUUCAGAGCUACACAUAUGCACACACACGUUCUCAUCCCAUCUCCAGCCCUAGCACAGCCUCUUUCCUCCCACAGCUUGUGUGUAAUAAAGCGGGAACAAUCUUCCGUGUCUAUCAUCCUGGAGCACACACACCGUCCAAAGAGCAAUCACACCAGUAAGUGACGUCCGCUUCCCCCACACGCACAGUCCUCUUCCCUCUCUCUCUCUCUCUCUCUCUCUCUCUCUCUCUCUCUCUCUCUCUCUCUCUCUCUCUCUCUCUCUCUCUCUCUCUCUCUCUCUCUCUCAAACACACAGCGUUCCACAUUGUACAGCUCCCUCUGUCUGUCUCUAUCCAUCUUAUCCAGUCAGACGGAGCAGCAUCUAGACUUCACCCUGGCUCUCAGUUAUAGCAGCAGAGUCCCUCUCUGCAUGAGAGAGUAAGGCCAGCCCUUUGUAUUCUUGCCACUGCGAAACCCAUUAUUUUGACUGUGCUACCCAUAUCAAUAAGCCUUUUCUGAGUAGCACUGAAGAAAAAGGCCCCUUUUACAACUUCUAGUAAAGUGUGUUCAAGGUCAUUAUCUUCUUGAAAUAUCCAUUCAGUGCUACGGGCCUUUCUAUCUGCACCAGAGGUUAUCUUAAGCUGCCAUGAAAAUGAAGACAGACUCCCUAAUAGCAGCAGACAGCUCUGUCUUGCAGCCCAGUGUGAGGCUCUGGUGGGAGAGAAGAGAGAGCUGCUUGUGGUGUCACUGAACGACAGUUGAUACGCCAAUGUGCAGAGGAAACAUUUUGAGCCCUCUUUACAGAAGACACUUAAAGAACUCAGUGUCCUUGAUAUGACUUUCCAGUUUCACACAAGGCUUCAACUGAUGAAACGUGUUUUUGAUGUAGUACAAUACUGUAGUUAGUAUGUAGGCUCUCAUGGUAGUGUACAGUAAGCCUUUGGGAAUAUCCAUCCAUUUGUUUGUGGACAUAAUAUUCACAGACACAUCACUUCCUAGUCCCUACACACUUCUCCCUUCUGGUACCCUCAUAACACUUCCUCACAGUGCUGCCUCACUGUAGGGGGAAAACAAAGAGGGGCGGCACAGUUCACCACAGAGUUUCACACACGCAGGUGGUGUCUUUCUGGGGUCUUUUUCUGUCUUUUAAAACGUGGUUUCCACCUCCAUGACACCUCAGAGUUUCUCAGCGCACCUCUGGUGCUGCUACCCUGUGGAGGUGUGAGAGGAAGGAGCCCGCUGGAGGUGAGAAGAGCAGGGCUACAUGCUGGGAAAGAACACACACACACACGCUCGUCAAACUCCAACACACACUUCACUCUCACAUGCAGAAGUACUUCUUACAGCUAGUGAAGGUGUUGAUGGAUCUGGGGCUGGCUGACAGGGAGCGAAGGAGAGAAAGGGAUGGAUUAGAACCAAAGGGGAUAGAAGGAAAGACAGUUUGAAAGGAAAGAAGGGCAAAGGGGAAGCUAACUGCCAGUGAUCCGAUUAUUUUGCCUUCAGAGUUAAACUGGAUAUCCUGUGAUUACACUGAGAUGUUUUGCAUAUCCAUCAUAUUUGUACAAGUUUAACAGUGUUUGAUGGCUUAUGCCUCUAAAUGUUAAACCUAAUGAAAACCCUGGAUAGAAAAGCUCCCCCAGUCAGCAAUGUUAAUCAGAUUAACAUUUUGAAAGAGGAAAACCAGAUCGCAAUCGAGAAAUUAGAACAGCGUUUGACAAAGCACAGGGACUUUUUCAGGAGAGAGCUACGAUGGCACAACUUAAACAUCAAGGUCUCAUUAAACUCAUUAAAAUACUAGCUUCCAAUGUAGUGUAAUUCUACAGCUUAUAUUGCCUUUGAAAAUAAAAGUUAACGAAAUGAUAGCUUCUAAAUGGGUGUUGCAAAGCUGUGGAGGGAUCUGUGAGAGAAGGCACCCACCUCGCUCAGCUCGCACAGUUAGAGUCAGCACAAGCCAUCCCCAUACAACCCCCCCUUACCAAAUUAGGAUUGCCAAACCACCUCUUUUUGUCUCACCCUCUUUCUCUCUCUCUUUCUCGCGCUCUCAUCUCUCUCUCUCUCACACCCUCAUGCACAGGCUGUAAACACACUUUCUCUCCCGUUCUCUCUCUCUCACACACACACACAUCUAAUGUAUGCGUGAGUGCAUUUGUUUUUUUGUCAGCAUUAACAAGAUAGCGACAGAUAUAUUUUUGUCCAAUACUUCCAUAUUAAUGAUGGGGAUGAGGGUUGAUGGGGAUGAGGGUUCAUGUGUGAGCCUUUCGCUACAGUACACAAAUAAAAUGUAAUACAACAAAUGAAACGGAAGAUAAAUUGGCGCCUACCUACCUUUCCUCACACCUCUUCUGCGUGGGGUCUGCAAGGCUAAUGUGUAAAUGGAUUUUAGAUGAAAACUAAUGUGCUAAUUAAAACGAGCUCAGUCAGGUGAAGCCCUGUGAUUCAAGUCAUUAAAAACAAGUUACACAGACAUCUCUGCCAAUGCCAUGGACAAAAUACAAUCCAAUGAUGUAGGCUCAAAAUGUUCUCAUAGAUGUAAGACAAAAGCUAUGCUACAGUCACGUCCAUCAUCUCUUACAGUGAGGGAAAAAAGUAUUUGAUCCCCUGCUGAUUUUGUAUGUUUGCCCACUGACAAAGAAAUGAUCAGUCUAUAAUUUUAAUGGUAGGUUUAUUUGAACAGUGAAAGACAGAAUAACAACAGAAAAAUCCAGAAAAACGCAUGUCAAAAAUGUUAUAAAUUGAUUUGCAUUUUAAUGAGGGAAAUAAGUAUUCGACCCCCUCUCAAUCAGAAAGAUUUCUGGCUCCCAGGUGUCUUUUAUACAGGUAACGAGCUGAGAUUAGGAGCACACUCUUAAAGGGAGUGCUCCUAAUCUCAGCUUGUUACCUGUAUAAAAGACACCUGUCCACAGAAGCAAUCAAUCAAUCAGAUUCCAAACUCUCCACCAUGGCCAAGACCAAAGAGCUCUCCAAGGAUGUCAGGGACAAGGUUGUAGACCUACACAAGGCUGGAAUGGGCUACAAGACCAUUGCCAAGCAGCUUGGUGAGAAGGUGACAACAGUUGGUGCGAUUAUUCGCAAAUGGCAGAGACACAAAAUAACUGUCAAUCUCCCUCGGCCUGGGGCUCCAUGCAAGAUCUCACCUUGUGGAGUUGCAAUGAUCAUGAGAACGGUGAGGAAUCAGCCCAGAACUACACGGGAGGAUCUUGUCAAUGAUCUCAAGGCAGCUGGGACCAUAGUCACCAAGAAAACAAUUGGUAACACACUACGCCGUGAAGGACUGAAAUCCUGCAGCGCCCACAAGGUCCCCCUGCUCAAGAAAGCACAUAUACAGGGCCGUCUGAAGUUUGCCAAUGAACAUCUGAAUGAUUCAGAGGAGAACUGGGUGAAAGUGUUGUGGUCAGAUGAGACCAAAAUAGUGCUCUUUGGCAUCAACUCAACUCGCCGUGUUUGGAGGAGGAGGAAUGCUGCCUAUGACCCCAAGAACACCAUCCCCACCGUCAAACAUGGAGGUGGAAACAUUAUGCUUUGGGGGUGUUUUUCUGCUAAGGGGACAGGACAACUUCACUGCAUCAAAGGGACGAUGGACGGGGCCAUGUACCGUCAAAUCUUGGGUGAGAACCUCCUUCCCUCAGCCAGGGCAUUGAAAAUAGGUUGUGGAUGGGUAUUCCAGCAUGACAAUGACCCAAAACACACGGCCAAGGCAACAAAGGAGUGGCUCAAGAAUAUGCACAUUAAGGUCCUGGAGUGGCCUAGCCAGUCUCCAGACCUUAAUCCCAUAGAACAUCUGUGGAGGGAGCUGAAGGUUCGAGUUGCCAAACGUCAGGCUCGAAACCUUAAUGACUUGGAGAAGAUCUGCAAAGAGGAGUGGGACAAAAUCCCUCCUGAGAUGUGUGCAAACCUGGUGGCCAACUACAAGAAACGUCUGACCUCUGUGAUUGCCAACAAGGGUUUUGCCACCAAGUACUAAGUCAUGUUUUGCAGAGGGGUCAAAUACUUAUUUCCCUCAUUAAAAUGCAAAUCAAUUCAUAACAUUUUUGACAUGCGUUUUUAUGGAUUUUUUUGUUGUUAUUCUGUCUCUCACUGUUCAAAUAAACCUACCAUUAAAAUUAUAGACUGAUCAUGUCUUUGUCAGUGGGCAAACGUACAAAAUCAGCAGGUGAUCAAAUACUUUUUUCCCUCACUGUAUAUCUAAUACCCAUCUCUACCCCAUUCUCCCCUUCUCCUCAGGUGUCAUAUGCACGACCCAGCUCAGCCUCCAUUCGAGACGCUAACCUGUAUGUGAGUGGUCUGCCCAAGACCAUGACCCAGAAGGACCUGGAGCAGCUCUUCUCCCAGUAUGGACGCAUCAUCACCUCCCGCAUCCUGGUGGACCAGGUCACAGGUAUCCAUGGGUCGCCUUUUCGUUUAUACACACACACAAACUAACACGCACAUGCACACACACACCCACAGAAACAAACUCCCUAGCCAGCACAGCACACAUGCAUUGGUCUAAACACACACAAAUGUGCGCAAACACAUACAUAAAAACACAAACGUAUGUUCAUCAGAGUUAAUACACCCUACUCACAACCCGAGCACAGGCACACAAAGAGAUGAAACCAUUGUCAUGAUGCAGAAUCAUGCAGCAUGACUUCCAUUGCACAGCUCUUAGAUCCAUUUCAGAGGUUUCGUCUGCCUGCGGCAGGCUCCAAUGUUAUGUGUAAUGUGUAUUGAUGAAGCAGAACGAGUACAGCACAUUGUAAGCCACACUCAUUUGCCUAAGCAGAAUAAAUCAGCCCUGGUACUGGGGCAGAGCAGAGCAGGAUCAAGUUUAGAGCAUGCCGGUUUAUUUGCAACUACUGUAUGCUUCCACAAGACCUGUUCCACACAGCCCACAAACAACAACACGCAA